CACACAUUGAUUUACUCUCUUUCUCUUUCAGACCUUUCAAAUUCUCUCAUCCUCACUCGUCGUCCCUGACUUACUCAAUGGCUGACCGAGUUCAUCCGCGCGACUCACCUCCCGUUUCCGGCGAAUCCCAGCCCACAUCUUCUCCGGAGCGCGGCGUCCCCAGGAAACCUUCUCCGCCGGGGCCGGCGAAGCCUGUUCCGCCUCCACAGGCUGGAACCUACGUCAUCCAGAUACCCAAGGACCAAGUCUACCGCGUUCCUCCGUCGGAGAAUGCUCGCCGCCAGAGCCACUACGCUCGCCGGAAGAACCGCCGCGGUUCUUGCUGCUGCUGCCUCUGCUGGCUGAUCGGUCUCAUCUUCAUCCUCAUCGUCCUACUCGGUAUCGCCGCCGGCGUUCUAUACCUCGUUUUCCGUCCGAAGGCACCGGACUACACAAUCAACAGCAUUGCCGUCAAAGGAGUAAACCUCACAUCGUUAGCAGCCUCGUCAUCGGCGAUCUCACCGGAGUUCGACGUCGCCGUUCGCGCCGAUAACCCAAACAAGAAGAUCGGGAUUUACUACGAGAAGGAUAGCUCUGUGGAAGUGUACUACAAGAAAGUGAUGCUCUGUAACGGCGCCUUGCCGGCGUUUUACCAGCCGUCAAAUAACGUCACGGUGUUUCAAACGGUGUUAAAAGGAUCCAACAUUGAGCUGACGACUACCGAUGCGAGGGCUUUAGUGAAUGCACAGAGCAAACGGAGCGUGCCGUUAACGUUGAAACUGAGAGCGCCGGUGAAGAUCAAGCUGGGUUCCGUUAAGACAUGGAAGAUUACUGUUAAAGUUGACUGUGAUGUAACGGUAGACAAUCUAACGGCGAACGCUAAGGUGGUUUCAAAGGACUGUGAUUACGGCGUUGAUCUAUGGUGAUUAUGAGAAAAUAUUCUGUGGAAGGAGCUGCUUGGGUAUAGGGAUAGGAUGAACUCGUUUUGGGGAUUACGUGUUUGGCAUUAUAUUUGUUGCUUCAUAGGUUGUUAUAUUAUUAUUAUUUGCACAUAGAUCUUAUAAAUAUAUUAUUCGGGAUAGAAUAAUACAUUUGAUGAUGAUCGUUCAUCACGCUUGAUUUGGUUCAUUGUGAUUGUGAUUUCUUCCUCCUUGGUUUUUAAUUUUCCUUCGUAUAUUAAUUGGUUUAUA
Messenger RNA from Neltuma alba, 1169 nucleotides. Its product is annotated as NDR1/HIN1-like protein 13. Gene Ontology annotation, cellular component: plasma membrane. Gene Ontology annotation, biological process: defense response to other organism. The coding region runs from base 78 to 905 and encodes 275 amino acids. The record is from RefSeq and is a predicted model, not a curated record. The transcript has a single exon. NCBI's taxonomy places the organism in Eukaryota, Viridiplantae, Streptophyta, Magnoliopsida, Fabales, Fabaceae.